AUGGAGCACCUGCUUGCUGCUAUUGAGUGCUCCAGUGGCCACCCUCCAGCACCUGCUCCCCCCAAGUCCCUCCAGCACAAGCACCUGCCCUUCAGCUUUUCCUCCUACACCCUCCCCCACAUUGGUGAUGAUGAACAAGGUUAUGACCUGGACCUGUUCUGCAUACCUAAACAUUAUGCAAAUGAUUUGGAGAAAGUCUAUAUUCCUCAUGGGCUUAUUAUGGACAGGACAGAAAGAUUGGCACGAGAUAUUAUGCAGAGCAUGGGGGGACAUCAUAUUGUAGCCCUCUGUGUACUCAAGGGUGGCUAUAAGUUUUUUGCUGACUUACUCGACUAUAUCAAAGCACUGAACAGAAACAGUGACAAAUCUAUUCCUAUGACUGUGGACUUCAUCAGAUUGAAGAGCUAUUGUAACGAUCAGUCAACUGGAGAUAUAAAAGUAAUUGGUGGGGAUGACCUCUCAACCUUGAGUGGAAAGAACGUCUUGAUUGUAGAAGAUAUAAUUGAUACUGGUAAAACAAUGAAAACAUUGCUGUCUCUGGUUAAACAGUACAAUCCAAACAUGGUGAAAGUAGCCAGCUUGUUGGUAAAAAGAACUCCUCGAAGUGUGGGAUAUCGGCCUGACUUUGUUGGCUUCGAAAUACCAGACAAGUUUGUGGUGGGUUAUGCCCUUGAUUAUAAUGAAUACUUCCGAGAUUUGAAUCAUAUUUGUGUGAUUAGUGAGACUGGGAAACAGAAAUACAAAGCAUGAGAGCAUAGUUCAAGUGCUGUGACAACAGAACUUGGCAACAUUUUGUUUACUGAGUCCUGUCUUUUAACAGAUUCAAUUCUGGUGUACCAGCUAACUGUGUAGAAUGUCACGACCUCGUAUUCAUACGCUCGCUAUAGCUCUUUGCAUGUACAGCAUAAGAAACUUGUCUUGUUGAUUUAUAUUUUUGAAAUGUCAAAUAAUUAGGGCAGUUCUCACUUUCAUUUGCACUAUGAAUCUAUCAGCUAUCACUGUCCUUUGAUGGGUUGUGUUGUUUGUGAGUUGCACUCUUGAAACCUAAUCAACCCACAGCUGAAAUAAUUCAAAGUACUGUUGAUGUAAGCCAUUUUAAGAUAGGGAAAUCCAUUGACAAUAUUUUGAAAUAUGUAAAAUUUUGUUUUAAUUCACAAUUGUGAUUAUUGAUAACUGUACUCUUGGGUUGUUGGAAAGCAUGAGGAGCAGCAGCAGUUAUAGUAUCUUUAAUCUCCAAUGUGUUAACUACAGCUCCUGGAGUACCCUUAUUGCCAUUAAAGGAAAUCUGAGUGAAAAAUGUCAGUUUGGGCUGAAAGGAGAUGAAUGACAAAACUGAAUGUUUAAAAACUAGCUCUCAAUGAGCUGUCCCUUUAUUGUGCAUUAACUUUUUAAAAAUAUAUAUAUUUAUCAGCCAGUGGGAAUUGCCUUUUAAAUAUAAACUACUAUAAUAUAUUUUACAUUUGUGAAAAAAUAAUGAUAACGUUUAUAAAAUCCACGAAGCAAAGUACUUUAAAUAAAGGCUGUUUCUUUAAAAUAAAACCUAUGCAUCUACACCCUCAUUGUACACAUUAAAAUGCUCUUGAAAUGUGCUUUUUGCUAAUGAUGUUUGGGCUUCAGUUUUUCCAACAAUUGAAGCAGACUCCUGUCUUUGCUAGUUUCUCAAAGAUUUCAGGUAAUUCUAGUAUACCAUGUAUAGAAAAAAUAUAUCACUGGAAAAAUAUAUCACUAGAAAUACCUCCGUGUGCUAUACUGAAUUAGAUUAACAGAAUAUAGUGAUUAAAACUGUUGUUUAGUCUGCUUUCUCAAGGUAAAUAGUGAAGAUAAUUGUUUAUUAAACACAUACAUAUGGAAAUAUACAAA
This is a messenger RNA of Pelodiscus sinensis (Chinese soft-shelled turtle), 1860 nucleotides long. The record is from RefSeq and is a predicted model, not a curated record. Lineage: Eukaryota; Metazoa; Chordata; Testudines; Trionychidae.